Messenger RNA from Marasmius oreades (fairy-ring Marasmius), 7191 nucleotides. RefSeq lists its product as uncharacterized. Lineage: Eukaryota; Fungi; Basidiomycota; Agaricomycetes; Agaricales; Marasmiaceae. Bases 1 to 7191 code for a protein of 2396 amino acids. Gene Ontology annotation, molecular function: Hsp70 protein binding. The record is from RefSeq and is a predicted model, not a curated record. The transcript is spliced from 10 exons.
AUGGCAUGCAACGUUGCAACCGGGUGCGAACUGGAGAGAACGGCGUCCUGGCUGAUUCUUUCUGGAGACUUCUCUUCCCAAGCUGCUUCCGCGACACUUUCGAAGAGGAUUGGUUUCGAUGUCACAAAGGCUCUUUACAAUAAUAAGCUUCUUCCAAAAAUGGCUUUGGCAAUUCAAAGCGGUCCGACACGUGUCUACGAUAGAGGCAGACUCUUCACUUUCCUGCCACUACCGAUCUCGACUGCUUUCCCUCUCCAUGUGCACGGAUUAUUCUCUUUGACACAAUCAAGACAGAACCUUCGGAACGUGGGGGAGAAAAAAGGGGUGGCAGAGGGUUCGAACGACCACGUCUUGUUGGAAUGGAACAACCUCAUGUUCAACUUCUACCUCCCCAAACUUUGGACUCGCUUGUUCCAAGUCUUGUCUGAUUGUAAUACUUCGCCAAGUCUGGUUCUUCAAGCGUGGCCAAAUCUUCAGCCAGACGUCAAAUGCGGUGACAGUCUCAACUGGAAAGAUUUACCACGUAAACUGGCGGACGAGGUUGUGCUAGGCAAUUGUAGCGUUUGGCCGGUUGCGGACAGUCGCGGGGUUGUGAAUCAUCUUUCUCUGAAGGAAGUAUUUCUACUCUCCGAGAAUGCAAAGCCCCUUUCUCCAAUGCUCCCCAUCCUGGCUACAUCAGGAAUCAACGUGUCGAAGAUUCCAGCACACCUUUAUGAUCUUUUGUCGGUGUUACACAGAGAACAUGCCCAUAUAUCCUUUCUGGAGCCUUGUUCCCUUGCGCGACGCCUCAGAGUAUGUGUUCCAGCUCGUAUAAUGAUUUUUGACGAUACUAACUGUCGUGAUGCUGUGAUGCAGGAGUACCCUCACAAAUUGACGUCUCUAUCAUCCCCAGAUAAAGUCUCCUUACUGGAAUACCUGUUAUCCGGUAAUCAACUCCAGAACAUCGAAGGGCUGCCACUCGUCCCUCUCCCCGGCAACCAAUAUGCAACUCUUAGCCUAUGCAGUUCAUUCCAGUCUAAACGUACGCUCCUCUCAGAAGCCGACUUCGAAGUUUUUAAAUCGUUGGACGGGGAUGCGAUUGCUCUUCACAUACUCCCCGAAAGCGUCGCACGACUGCUGCAAGCGGAAGGCCCAAAGCAGCUCAAUGUCCAGUCUCUCGAUAAUGCUCGAGUAGUCCACUAUCUUGGCUCUUCGCAGGCGCUGCGUCCAUGUGCGUGGAUUGUUCAAUUCUGGUCCUGGGUGACGAGAUAUUGGAAGGACCGGGAUGGGUUGUUUGUUUGUGUCCAGAGAUCCAACCUCCAAAUUAUCCCUUGUACCGACAGUAUCAUGAGACGGACGUCCGACAUUGUCUUCCAAUCCCCUGGUAAUCCAAAAUUGGAGGUUGCAUUCCGAAAGCUCAACAUUUCCUUUGUUUCUCGUGAAUUACCAAGUUCAGUGAUGGACUUUCUCAUUGAGAAAGGGUGUCUCAAGGAUCUUCACAAUGUGGAGACUCUGCUCGAUAAUGUUAGGGCCCCACUCAGUCUCGAUUUGAAGGAGUCGGCAACGGUCUUGGAGCAUUUCCUUGAGCGACCGUACCUCCGACUGUCUACUAAACAUCUUUCGAAACUCUAUCGGCUCCCAAUAUUUCCUUUACUCAAACCUCUGAGGUCCGGUAUCGUUCGCGUGGUCAGUGGGCUUUCUGAUGAAGUAAAAGGCAUAAAGAAGGAGUCUACUCUUGUUGUUAUCAACAAUAGCUUGUUACCACCCGUAACGAAUGUUUCUUUUCUUGAUUUGUCGCCUCCAAACGACAACCUUCUGCUACUUCUUAGUCCACUCCGGCAACCGCUCACAGUAUCCGACCUCCUGAAGCUGUCGCUAGAUAACUUUCAAUCUCAGCCGGUCCAUUUUCAAAGUGCCAUGGUCAGGUAUAUGGCAAACAACGUUCGUUCUAUCUCGCCAGACACCAUCGAUCGUCUGAAAAACAUCGCAUUCCUACCCAAUAGGGCUGGCAUUCUACGAGCCCCAGCAGACCUCAUCGAUCCAUCUUCGCCAAUUGCGAAGUUAUACCUGCCUGAGCCGGAUUCAGAAUGGUUACCAAGCAAGUCACGCAACGAUGGCCCUCUGGUAGAUGAAAUCAUCAAUUUGGGUCUUCUACAGAAAACGCUCUCGACAAGGGUCGUGGAUGAACGCAUCAAAUACAUUACUUCGACCAACGAUAAUGCAAUCCUUGCGCGUUCCCUCUUGGACUUGAUAAAAUCUGAGAACUUCGAUUGUUCUUGUGUCCAUAUUGACCCAGAGGCGAAGUGGUUACCAGGUGAUUCUGGACUCAGUAGUACCAAUCGUUCUCGCGACCCUGCGAUGUACGCAUUGGGAAGGGAACUGUUCGACGAAGUGUUGGAUGUUGUAGAGUUCGUCCCUCGCCGUCUUCGUGAGCGUGUUGGUUGGGGCUCCCCUAUACCGUUCUCCAUUCUUUUACAGCAGUUUGAGCGCAUAGUAUUAGGUCGGAAUGCAAACAAGAUCGGGAUCGUGAUAAAGGAAUUCAGCUCCCGAUUGCUCAAAGCAUGGGAGUUCGACAAACUCAAGAAUGUUGUUGGAGACGAACCAUGGAUUCCGAUAUCGGGAAGAAGGGCAGACGAAUUGUUCUUGGUACCGACCUCUCGAGCAGUUUUAGGUACUUCACGAGGUGACUCUCCGCCCUUUGGUUUCCAUGAGUUACCAUCAGAUCCCUCUCGCCAAAAAUUCUUCCGUGCUAUGGGGUGUCUCGAAAGACCGUCGCCUACGGCUUUGAUAUCAUCUCUUCAUGAUCUCGCGAAGCAGGGAAUAGACUACCAGAGCAAGUUGCAGAAGAUUGCUACUCUGCUGGAAGCUCUAGCCGAUGAAAAACUUUCCGAUGAAGAACGGGCCAAAGUCCUGGUGCCUGAUUCUAUUGGCACACUCCAUCCCAUUCACAGAAUUGUGUACAAGGACAUCUCGUGUCCAGUUUUGCUACCCCCGGACUUGCGUCUUGCUCAUAGCAGUAUUCAGCUUGACCUUGCCAAAAAACUUCAAAUCUCAUUUUUAGGCCACCGUCAAUUAGGGCAUAUUCAGAACCUAGCCGAUUCAGGAAUGGAGGAGACGUUCAAGACCAAGAUACGCAAGACACUUAGACAUUACACCGAUCAGCAGCUCUUGACCGAGAUGUUAGCAAAUGCCUUGGAUGCCGGCGCUUCAAAAUUUACCGUUCUGGUAGACGAAUUUCAACCCCCUCGUCCAGAACUUUCCCUUCUCUCCCAUUCCAUGGCACAGUUCUAUUCAGGUCCCUCUCUAGUGGUCUACAACAAUGCUGUGUUCAAGGACGAGGACUUCAACAACGUGAUCAAUGGGAUUGGCGGGAAACAUGACCGUACUGACACCAUCGGACAGUUUGCGUUAGGAGCACUAACCAUGUUUCAUGUUACUGAUAUGCCUAUGGUUAUUUCGGGCGAUAAAAUAUUAUUUCUGGAUUCCUCGGACCCAGAUGAAAGACAUUUGUCGAUGUUAGGGAACGGUCCUGCCACCAUUCUUGAUUGGCGUCGCGUAGCAAGUACCUACCCCGACCAUUUUGCUUCCCUCGAAGGGUUGUUUGGUUUCUCAACUGAAUUCGAUAGAUAUAACGCUACAUUGUUCAGGCUUCCUCUCAAAAAAUCCCUCACUUCUAGUGGGGUGAUGAGGGAUUUAAUCAAACCAUUCCAAGAUCGCGUAGAGCAAUGCGUUUUGUUUACGGGUAUCAAGUCAAUCGAAGUUCUCCAUCGUCGUGAUGGGGACCCGCAAAUCUGCUUUGCAGUUGUAGCCGGUCGUCAAAUCGAUCACGAUGAUGGAAACUUCGUUUCUCAACAGCUUACUGUAUCGACUAAAAUAAAAUUCCGCGAAGGCGGAUUUGGGUCGCGCGAAGACAGGUGGAGAGUUGUGUUAGGGAAUGAUCUCGAGCCGUUACCGGAGCGAUAUAAUUCUAUGCACCAGACACACCGAAUCCGUUCGCCGAUCCUCAUCGGACUGGCUGCCCAUGUCGCAGAGAGUCCAAAGCAUCCGAAGAAUACAAAAGAGUCAUUGCGAAUCAAGUCGUUGUUCUACUCCUUACCGUUGCCCGUGUCGACGACCCUCCCCGUUCAUCUGACGGCACCGUUUAUUCUCUCGGAAGACAGGCGCAAUAUACGAUUCGAGUCGAAUUAUAACAAGCAGGAAGCCAGUUACAAUCAGUGGCUAUUGUCUGAACUAGUUCCACCUCUCUACUUCUUCCUUCUGGAAGAACUGACCUUGCGAUACCGUGAUCCGAAUGCCGUCAAUGCUACCUGGUGGCCAGGCCAGUCCGAUGAUAAUAAGGACCCUAUUGCCGACAUGGUGACCGGAUCGUUCUUUGCCAAACUUCCGUCGACGACGCGGCGCAUUUUCAUGACCAGUGGACCUUCGCCUAAAACUUUGACUCCUCAGGAAGCCAUCGUAUCUGGAAGAGAACCUUCUGUUGUCACGGAACUUUUAUCGAAACUGGAGACCCCCGACCUAGUCAAGUUCGAUAGUAAAGCCGACUCUCACCUGCUCUACCGCUUGUGCACUGUCCUACAAACGGUUGACGGAGGUUUGCUGAGGAGUGAAAUCUUACGCGCCACUCCAACCUUCAUUUUGUGGUAUGAUUCCAGAAGGAGCUCGGCAAGGAAGAUUUCUUGUUUAGAAACCUUAACCCGUUUCAUAAGUUCAUCCACAACAACAAAAACAGAUUUUCCAUCGUUAUUGAAAGAUCUUCCCUUGAUUCCUCUCUUAGAUGGAACGCUGGGAUGUUUUGGGGACUGUUCGACCUCUCAGCGCAAGUACUAUUACUCUUUUGAUCCCAGUUGUUCUCGCAUUCUACCAGCAAACCGACUUGUGGAUCCGGAUUUCAAUCUUUGCGUUCAACUUUCGCAAAAAGGCUUAAAUGUUCUGGAGCUGGAACCCAAGGCUGUGCGCGAUCUAUUGCACGGUCGGAUUCCAGAACACGAAGAGGGGAAGUGCAGCGUUACGGUGGCAGAGGCCAGCUUGAUUCGUAUUUUCUGGGAGGUAUACAACGAACUUCCCAAAGAUACGAUAAAGGAACUCACCUCCUUCUCUUUAUUGCCAAUUACGGGAGGUUUUUAUCUUUCCAUUGCCUAUACUCGUCAUCCCUCUGUGAUAUUCGCGGCACCGGGAGAUGAAACUUGGCUUCUUGAGUGCGCCACCGUGCUUGGUGCGUUGGUGAUCAAGCGAGAGGACAUCAAGGCCUUGCCCUAUGAUUAUAUCCCGGAAAAGGGACCGCUGUUCCGAGCUCUUUGGGCCUUCUUCCAGCAAUCCAACCUCUCUACACUCCACUUCAAAUUUGUGACGCUGGACCCUCACCUGUGGUCGAGAUUCGCGGAAUGGUGCAGAAGGUGUCUCCGAGAUGAUUACCAUGACGUAUAUAAGCGGGAUAAAUCUUCUUGGUCGAUAGUCAAGAAUCUCCCCAUCUGGGAAGUUCAUACACCGACGACUAUAACGUUGGAUUCCGUCGUCGGAGUCUCGAUGUUAUCUUCCACAAUCCACUCUACGCCGGAGAUAAUCAAUUUCAUGCGCAAUUUCAUGAACGUCAAAUUUACACCCUUUUCCGGAGUCCUGCGGAGGAUGGAGCACUCUGAGGUCGAUCGCGAUAAUCUCCUCAGUCGCUUACAGUUACCACACAUAUUAAAUCCUGGAGACAUUGAGCCGUAUAAAUCUCUUCUUAGACUGGUGUUGCAAGGUAAUUAUUCAGGGCUGAUUCUUCUCCCAAAUGAUGAAAAUCGUGUAAUGACGGCGACGGCUUUCUUGUGUGCCCAUGAUCCCCUUUUUCUGGCGGCAUUCCCCGACGACCGUUUUUGUCAUGAGCAGUUCAAGGAAUUCGAGAGUCGCCUUCAGAAGCAUGGGCUGAAAGUAAGACAGGAUCUCAGUGUGUCUUUAUUCACCGAAUGUGCGCAAGCUUUUCAUGCCAACCUUCGGAACGAUCCCGGUACGAGAAUGGAUCGUGCACACACUUUGUUUCGAACUUUCUGUGAAGAUCUGCCCCUCCACGCGGGUUCUCGACCGCUUUGGGGAGGCCUGGAUUCUCUACGCUUCAUCCCGUCCGCGAAUGAAAGAGGGCAGCGAAGUAGGUGGAGGAACCGCAUUACACAACAUCCCACCAUUGCUUCGCCCAGGGAAGUUAUUCGUGAUGACUUGGCAGGAAUUGCUUGGUCGCAAAGAGCCUUUUUCGCGACAUCGCCGCAUCAGCGCAUUCUUCUUGCACAUCCCAACUUAGGAGUACCAACUGUCUCCGAAGUCGUCGCACACUUGCAAAUUCUGGCUGGCUGUGGGGCAACGUGCAGUUCGGAUACAGAACUACUUCAGGACCUCACAGAAACUUAUAGGUGGUUGGAUCAGCAUUCCGACGAGGCAGAAGUGUCAAUGAUAAACCACCAUGACCGUCCUCUAUUCCUAAAUGUGGAUGACCCUGAAAUGGAUAUCUGGACCGGUAAUUGGAUCGAAGCAGACCGUCUUUUCUUCAAUCUUCGCUGUGACACGGGGACUAUACGCAGGGUCCGCCGCUUCCUUUCCGAUUUCCCCUCUCUUCUACGUGGAUCUGGCGUGAAGGAAUUACAGGAUGUACAGGCCCCAAAUAUCAGUUCCUCGACAAACGAGACUAUCUUGGAAAGGCAGAGGAAUCGGUUCGAAGAGAUGCGAACAAAGAAUGAAUUAGUGGACAUCAAGUUUGUAUCCAGCGACACGGAUGAGUUUUGGGCUCAUCGCUCUUUCUUGGCCGCCGCCAGCGAUCACUUCCGAUUAUCGUUUUGCACUUCAGGAAUGGAGGAGUCGAGACCUGCAUCUACAAGUGACCCUGUCGUAGUGUUGAUGACUGCUUACAACGCUGAAACUGUGAAAUCGGUGCUCGAUUACAUUUACACCGGUGCCCUGCCUGAAGUCACUCGUUCGGAUGGUAUGGAUGCGGAUGCGGAUACCGAAGGAGACGCUCUAGGGCGUUGGUUCAGCAUCAUAAAUCUGGCUCAGCUUUGGGAAGUCUGGGAUCUGUUUGAAGACGUGCAGAAGCAGAUGAUCGAGGAAUGGAUGAUCAAUCCAUAUACUGUUGACGAAAUUCAAAAACAUGCAAUGGAGCUAAAUGCGAAUCACCUCGUAAGCGCAUGUGAAGAAUACGUUCGGAGUAACAAGGAGGCUCUGCGUAACCUCCCCGGAUUAGAUAACUAG